Asterias rubens (European starfish) is the source of this 2601-nucleotide messenger RNA. RefSeq names its product cyclin-dependent kinase 8-like. Bases 118 to 1590 code for a protein of 490 amino acids. Gene Ontology annotation, molecular function: ATP binding; cyclin-dependent protein serine/threonine kinase activity; RNA polymerase II CTD heptapeptide repeat kinase activity. Lineage: Eukaryota; Metazoa; Echinodermata; Asteroidea; Forcipulatida; Asteriidae. Gene Ontology annotation, cellular component: nucleus; mediator complex. Gene Ontology annotation, biological process: protein phosphorylation. The record is from RefSeq and is a predicted model, not a curated record. The transcript is spliced from 14 exons.
GUAAUAGCUUCGACUGAGUUGUGUAUUAUUUUUUUUAUUGUUCGUCGCUCAUCCAGCUCGCUAGUUAAAGCAGUUUGCAGGGUUUUUUUAUCCAUGAUUCAUUAGCCGUCUGCCAAUAUGGACUUUGAAUUCAAGACACGUACAGCAAACGUGAGGGAGAAGGUUGAAGACCUGUUCGACUACGAGGGAUGCAAGGUGGGCCGAGGAACGUACGGACACGUCUACAAAGCGACCACCAAGAAAGGCAACCCCAAGAAGGAGUACGCUCUGAAACAGAUCGAAGGAACCGGAAUAUCUAUGUCCGCAUGUAGGGAAGUGGCUUUAUUGAGAGAGUUGAAACAUCCCAAUGUGAUCAGUCUACGCAAGGUGUUCCUCUCCCACUCCGACAGGAAGGUCUGGCUACUCUUUGAGUUCUCCGAGCAUGAUCUCUGGCACAUCAUAAAACAUCAUCGAGCGAAUAAAGCCAGUAAGAAGGGACCGCCGUCUGUACCGCCAACUAUGGUUAAGUCUUUGCUAUUCCAAAUCCUCGAUGGAAUUCACUAUCUACAUUCAAAUUGGGUACUACACAGAGAUCUGAAACCAGCAAACAUUCUUGUCAUGGGGGAGGGUCAAGAGAGAGGCAGAGUAAAAAUUGCUGAUAUGGGUUUUGCCAGAUUAUUCAACUCUCCACUUAAGCCACUCGCCGAUCUGGACCCGGUGGUCGUAACUUUCUGGUAUCGCGCUCCGGAGCUCCUACUUGGGGCGAGACACUACACAAAAGCAAUAGAUAUAUGGGCCAUAGGAUGCAUCUUUGCUGAACUUCUUACCUCUGAACCGAUCUUUCACUGUCGUCAAGAGGACAUUAAAACCAGUAACCCGUACCAUCAUGACCAGUUGGAUAGAAUCUUCAACGUCAUGGGUUUCCCUUUGGAGAAAGAUUGGGAGGAUAUCAAGAAGAUGCCCGAAUACUCCACCCUCGUCAAAGACUUCAGAAGAUCCAAUUAUACAAGCUCUUGCCUCAUCAAAUACAUGGAAAAGCACAAGAUCAAGCCAGAAACAAGAGCAUUUCAGUUGCUAUCAAAGCUGCUAACCAUGGACCCUACAAAGCGUAUGACGGCCAAGCAGUCCAUGGAAGAUUCCUAUUUUACAGAAGAACCAAUGCCCACGUCAGAUGUAUUUGAUGGCAAGCUCAUUCCUUACCCUAAACGUGAGUUCCUUACAGACGACGACAAUGAAGACAAGUCAGACACCAGUAAGUCGGGAUCCGGUACUCAUUUACAGGCUCACCAACGAAUGCGCAUGGCGCAUCAAGCCAGUCACGGGCACAGUACUGGGGGCUCAUCAAGCCAUGCACAAGGAGCUAAGAGAAUGCGAGUAGCAGCCUCGGCGUCCAGCCACGGCGGGGCACCGGGAGGAGGGAUGAUGCAGAACGAGUACCAGGCACAGCAGGUAAAGAAGCACAUGAUGCCCGGAUACCAGCAGAACACAACACAAGCCAGCAACCCGGCGACCUCCAAACAGCAACAGGGUAUGAUGUACACCUCAAAUACAGUCCAGAGCAACGGCGGGUCCUACAACCAGCAACAUCAACACCAGCAACACCGCUAUUAAUGCAGCAGUCCUUGAAAUGACCCACGGCACCCACAGCAGUUACUACCACUCCCAGACGAUCUCUUCAUGCCAUGUACAGUAUGUCGAUACCCAAUAGGCCUUGAAAUAACCCACGGACAGUAUCGACGCCCUGGUGGGCGGUGCUUGGCCAGCCUGCCCAGAACUAACACACUUCUCCCAGCACUCUGAGCAAACUACACUGUGCUUAGCCAGCACAGACUUUCCACAGAUUGCACUUCAGCAGAUAAAACAAUGAAUCCUCUGCUGAACUGCUCGCCCUUGGUGGAUUAAAUUGGAUUAAGAGCCCACCACUACAAGUGGUCUAGCUACAUGUACAUGUACAACACUGCCCACGGCACCCACAGCGAGUGCCGUGGUGCCCUGUGCUUUUGCUGUGUUGCUCAGUCCUUUUGCUGUGGUGCCCUGUGCUUCUGCUGUGGUGCCCUUAGCAAAGCUCCGCUACAAGAUUACAUUUUCUUCAUUGGAGUGGCCCUUACCAGAGGGAAAUUGCAAGACCUGGAUGCACCACCAUGUGCUGCAAAGGAACGACUUUGGGACAGCUCAAUCCUUUCACAUCCUACAAUGGAAGGUACUCUUUUUAUCUUUGAGAAAUAUCCACAAAGGAGACAAACAAUUGCCCAGUGAGACACUCUAAUAAGUGCAUACACUUAGUUGCUGGGAAAAAUGGAAUGCCAAAUGUGAACCGGAUAAAUGUGUUCAAGUUACGACUGUGAAUGUUAGCCAUUUCUUUCCUGUGGUGGUGACGUGAUGUUGGAAAUGUUCGGUCUUUGGUCGUAGUAUGUGAGUGCAUUUCUCAGCAAAAAUUAUUAAAUAUAUUGUAUAUAAAUUGUAUGUAUUAUUUAGUAGUAAAGUUGACUUGUAGCUAUAUGUCACAUGGCACCACACUCUAUAUAUACGUAAACACAUUGUGGAAAAGUCGUGGCCGAGCGGUUAAGAGCACCGAAUUCAAACUCUGGUGUUUCUGAUCAGCAGAGUGUGGCUUCGAAUCCC